Eupeodes corollae is the source of this 2424-nucleotide messenger RNA. RefSeq lists its product as uncharacterized. The record is from RefSeq and is a predicted model, not a curated record. Bases 1 to 2424 code for a protein of 807 amino acids. The transcript has 2 exons. Lineage: Eukaryota; Metazoa; Arthropoda; Insecta; Diptera; Syrphidae.
AUGUCGAGCAAAUCUGCUCCAAAAUCAACAUCAACGCCAAAUGCUGGUAAUAGUUGUAAGCUCUGCCUUGAGCCCGACAUUCCUGAAAUGGUAGCUUGCGACAAAUGCUCCACAUGGUUUCAUUUCCAAUGCGUCAACGUCGGUUCUUCUGUUAACGACAGAAGUUGGGUAUGCGAAGCCUGUCAAAGGUCAUCAAGCCACCAUUCACCUGCUCGUUCCAUCAUCUCCACUGUGGCGUCCAAGGAAACAUCCAAAUCCCGGAAAAGAAGAGAUCUUAUCUUGAAAAUACUCGAAGAAGAAAAAGUCCUUCGAGAACCAAACUUGCAAAAGUACUUAACAGAUAAGUACAAAAUUCUCGAAGAACUAAGCAGUUCAGAUGAAGAAAACAUCCAAGAAAAAAUACAACCAAAACCUGUUAUCGUUCCUCAAAAGCAGCCCAACCCAAGCAACCUUGUUCCAUUACAAGUAGAAAACCCUACACCAAGUGGUCAAAUUCACCCUACUUAUUCCGAACCUCAACAAAAUACGCUUUUACCAUCUCAGUUAGCGACUCGACAAGUGAUAUCAAAGGACCUGCCACUCUUCCAUGGUCAUCCUGAGGAGUGGCCAAUUUUUAUAAGUUCCUUUGAGCACAGCACAAACCUCGCCGGUUAUACUCACGCCGAAAACUUAAUGCGCCUGCAAAAAUGCCUACGUGGCAGUGCACUUGAGACAGUAAAGAAUCGCCUCUUAUUGCCAUCGAUGGUGCCAGAUAUAAUUAAAACUCUUCGAAUGCGUUUCGGUAGACCAGAGCACGUACUUCACGCCAUGAUUGCCAAAGCAAAAAACCAAGCACCUCCUAAAGCUGAUAAAAUGGAAACGCUUAUAGAAUAUGUGCUCGCGAUCCAAAAUGUGUGUGCCGUAAUGGAAGCAUCACAGAUGACAGCCCACUUGAACAACCCCACGCUUCUCAAGGAAUUUGUUGAUAAGCUUACUCCACAUCUUUUGUUGAACUGGGCCCUAUUUUCAAAAGAUUUACAAUCACCCACACUGCCAGAGUUUUCAAAUUGGUUAAGCGAAAUUGCGGAAGCUGCUUGUACCGUCACAACGCCAAUCGUGCGCACAGACAAACUGGAACGACGUAGUAAUCACUUCUUCACUCACGACGUAGUCAAAGCACCUACAUCAAACAUAGAUCGUGAAAGUAGCACGAGACAAUGUUAUGUCUGUAACGAUUUCCAUCCAUUGGAUUUCUGCUACGAAUUCAAACGAUAUGGACGUUCUGAAAGAUGGAAUGCCGUAAAAAAGAACAAUUUAUGUCACACGUGCUUAAAAAAACACCCUCACGCGCGAUGUCGAUCAACACUAUUGUGUGGAGUGGACGGAUGCACAAGAAAACAUCACAAGCUUUUACAUAAUUCAGCUGCUGAUAGUACUCCCCCCAGGAUGCAAAUUGGCUCAACUUUAGGAUGCCAUUACAACCGCUGCGACGAUAAUAUACAAAACAAUAUCCUUUUUAGAAUUAUUCCAGUGAAGCUUUAUGGAAUAAAUAAAACGUGUAACACCUUUGCUUUCCUGGACGGAGGCUCAUCCCUGACGUUGAUUGACGAUGAACUCGCUUGUGACCUGAACCUUGCAGGGAGGUCCGAAAAUCUUUGUUUAAAGUGGACUUCCGAAACUACACGCGUUGAAGAAAACUCACGUAUCGUCAUAUUUGGCAUAUCAGGUUCCUCUGAAGGAUGCCAGAGAUUCACCCUCCACAACGUUCGCACCGUAAAAAAUUUAGGGCUACCAAAACAAUCCGUAUCGAGUCAUAUUAUGCAAAAUCGUUAUUCGUACAUGAGAGGUUUGCCUAUUCCUUCGUAUGACAUGGCUCAACCAAGAAUUCUUAUUGGAAUGGACAAUUGGAAACUUGGCGUAUCAAUGAGAGUGUUUGAAGGCAACUGGUCCGAACCAAUGGUGACUAAAACGCGCCUAGGUUGGUGUGUUCAUGGUCCUGAAAAAGACAUACAAACAAAUUUUAAAAACACUGAAUUUGCAUUGAAUAUAUUUCAAAACCAGAAUGAUACAGAGCUUCAUCAACUUGUAGAAAACUUCUUUUCAAUUGAAAACAUCGGUGUACGCAUUCCAACGCUUCAAAUGGUAUCCACAGAAGAAAAAAAGGCCAUCAGAAUUCUUGAAGAAACGUGUGUUCGUAUCAAAAAAAAAUAUGAAGUCGGUCUUCUUUGGAAGUACGAUAAAUUCAAUUUGCCUGACAACUAUUCCAUGGCGUUUAAUCGUUUUCAAAUACUAGAUCGAAAAAUUCAAAAGGAUGUUCGGCUGAGUGAAAAUUUAAAUGAGCAGAUUUUGAAUUUAGUAAGCAAAGGUUAUGCAAUAAAAUUGUCCGAUGAUGAGUUAAAAGUGAAUCGCCGUGUGGUGGCAGAUGUUGUUGCCUCAAGUUGCUGA